AUGCCCAAAUCGCCCACUAAAUCUGUGACGGCCACUGAUGCCAUGGAGGCGACCCCCAGAUACAACACGCGUGCCGUCUCUAGAAACAGGAGGCUGCGGGCCAACGCGAAGGUACACCAGCUUCGUGAGAGGACGCCGCGCGGCAGGAGAGUCAGAGAGAUGACGCACGUCAAUGGUGUCGCUCCCGCGACACGGCAUGCGAAGGAAAAGACCCGCCAGCAGCCGACUCCGCGCAGUGCAAUGCGCAAACAUUCGGCCUUUACAGCGAUGCACAAGAGAUUCGGCUUUGCGCGCUCCAGCCACGUCCGCUCCCAGGCUGGCUCCAACGGUGGCACGACGAACGCUGACGGCGAACGUGAGAUCGACAAGGGAUCCAACUACGCGUCAACGGAUGCCGAUGGUGACUCCACGAUGGGCGACAACGACCGGGGCGAGAUAGAUGACAACGACGUGCCCGACCGCGUGCAGUGGCGCCGCCCCGCCGGUUUCAGACGGGGUGGCAUGCUGGGCCACAACGUCUAUCUCAAUCCCAUGCUUCAACACCAAGCUGCGCCCGGCGGACGCUGGAGGUUGGAAGACCCGAUGGCAGGUAACAUGCAGGCCAACGACUUCAUCUUCCCCAAAAUACUGGGCGAACCCAUCCUAGACUUCGAUGGACCGUUCGGGCUUGGCCAGCGGCAAGCUCUGUUCGGUCCUGCUGAAGCUGCAAUGGCUCAGAUGCUCGGCGCUCCCAUCGCCGGUCAAUCCUUCCAGGGCAUGAUGGACCGGUCAACUAUGGGUGCAGGCUUCCAGCCGUUUGCGGGCGCACAGAACCAACAGUUCUGGGAUAUGGGGAUGCAGCCUCGUCUUGGGAUAGCGAACAGGCAGCUCGCGGGCACACACAACCAGCAACAGUUCAUGGAUCCACUUCAGCAACUCGGCGGGGUAAGGAACCAGCAACUCUUCGGCGCUGGAAACCAACAAGUCCCCCGCGCAGUACAUCAAUGGAACCAGCGUGGUAUCGCACCUGUGGUGAACCGACCAGUCGUCGGCGCGGGUGGCAAUCCAGCCGUCGGUGCUGACAACGGUCUCUUCUUGGGCGGUGUCAUGGUAUGA
Molecule: messenger RNA, 1095 nt
Organism: Rhodofomes roseus
Lineage: Eukaryota; Fungi; Basidiomycota; Agaricomycetes; Polyporales; Fomitopsidaceae
Exons: 1
Coding region: 1-1095 (364 amino acids)
Source: RefSeq, a predicted model, not a curated record